AGACUAUAAUUAUGACGUGAUUUAGCAACCAUGUGGCAUGGCCCUCGAGCUCAAUUGUUCUCCAAAUCUGAUUAUCAACGAUGGCCACCUUAUAAUAAGUUCAGAUUCACCGUACUAUGCGCCACAACGUUCUCCCUCACCUUCACUUCCCCUGAUUCAACAGUGGAGAUGGCGAGCAGUACUACCAAACGUACUCGAGCACUUACCGACACAUCGGAGGCGCCUCCUUCCAAGCAGCAACGGCCCAUCGAUAGGCUUCUUCGGUAUACUGUCCUCAAUUUAACACACGACCAGCAUGCCGCCUAUGACAAGGCAGCCGUAAAUACUAACGCCUUGCCCUCUACGACCGUGAUAGAUGCCCUUAAAGACGCUCCGAAGGCACUGGUUGACUCACUCGCGCAAGCGAUAAUCUCCGUGUGCCGCACAUGUCCUGAUUAUAUGAAACAAGACCUUUCAAAACAAGAAGUGGUGGAAUGGCUGACAGAAUCAACCGCACUGCGUGAGACUGUUGUGGAUGCAUUUCGGAAGCAGUCCUUCAAGGCUAUUCGGGACCUAGCCAUCUUCCAGUCGGAAACAGCAGGGGCCGUACCCAGAAGCACGGCCCAACGACUUCAGGUAGACCUGAGUACUUAUGAAAAAGUAAUCCAGUCUGCGUGGGAAAUUUCAUAUGUUGGAAGUCACCCAGAGCUCUUCGUCUACAACCUAAACCAUUCUACUCGAAAUCCGAACAGUCAUUACUGUAAUUCCGUCUCUAUUGUACAGAGUUCGGGAUCUGGGAAAUCAAGGAUGGUUCGCGAGGCGUCAGGUUUGGUGUUUACGAUCCCUUGUAAUUUGCGCCCGCCCCAGGAGUCUGCUGUCAACGCAUAUCCACCCUCAGACAAGGUGGUCUUUGAUCACCUUUCAAUGGGGUCUAGUACCGAGCAACAAGUUCUGCACCGCUUCUUAAAUUACUUUACUUCCUUGUUCAAGGAAGUUACUAGGAGAGUUGAGAUGUUGAUGCCGAACGAGCGUCCCACUACCUACGAGGAGCUGACAUUAAGAUGGCGCCAGCAUCUGGAAAGGGGCAAUGGCGCGGAGCGGAAAUCCAUGUAUGAGAGUGUUAUAAGCGAAGCAAAGGCUUUAGACGUUAAGAUUUUCGCCAAGAAAAACAAAGACAUGUUGAACAAUAUGAUGCAAGCUCUCCGGGGGUUGCUGCGUAUAGUUAUCUCGCUAAGAUACUCCAAACGUGGGUCUUGGUCAAAGAUAGAGUCCGAGGACGUGAAACUGCUCUUAUGUUUCGAUGAGUCACAGACACUGGCUAAACAACGGGUCCUCGGUGCGGAUGGGAAGCCAGUAUGCGAGAAAAACUAUUAUCACAUCUUUCUCUCUUGCCUCAACGAGUGGCUGCAAGACGUGAACGGUACCCAGGUUAUGGCUGUGUUCCUCUCAACCAAUUCGGAUAUCUAUGACUUGGCUCCCUUGCCCGAACACGUUCCUUCAGCUCGUUACAUGAACAGUCGCUCCAACCUUCAGCCUCCUCUUAACGAGACUCCGUUUGACUGUUCACCGGAUCUGCCGUUGGGGACAGAUGAGCUCAAUAAGCUCACUCUGGCAAAAGCAUCUCAAAUCAGCUUUUUGGCGCGGUUCGGACGACCUCUCUGGUGGUCGUUUAUCCGAGGCGGCUACCAAGCCAAUGACUACGGUGCCCUGGCGAUUGAGGAAGCUCUUAUCACCAUCGCAAGAUGCAAGUUGUUGUCUGUCGGCGACCAAGCAUUACUUACCGAGUCGCCUUCCACAUUCAAGCGUCAUGCAGUGUCCGCUAUUCUCGACGUGCUCAUCAAACUGGAUUACGAAUCAAGUCGCGAGUCAUUCGAACGAGAGUUAGAAUUAGUUGCAAGCAAUAUGCGACUCAUAUAUUCCGUCCCGCAAUCUCGCUAUCACAUUCGGACCGGGUACUCUUCCGAGCCAAUUUUGGCGGAGGCUGCAGCGCAGCAAAUGUACCAAUUCAUGUGUCUGGAAGGCGGUGAAGGUGUCAUGAGUACCAUCCUCGAACAAAAUUUCGAGUUUGGCUCUACGUCCUUAAUAGACGACGGUCAACGAGGUGAAGUGGUUGCGCGCCUUUUGAUCAUGACGGCGUACAUUCGAGCCGUGGCUCGGGAACAAUCAGACGAGACUAAGGUUUUCUUCAGCCGAGGAUGCAAGCUUAUCACAUUUAUCGAAGAGCUUUACCCCGAGCACGAGGCAGAAGCAUUGCUGGAUAGUGUCCCAUCGAACCUGACGUCUAAGAAGAAAUUUAGAGACGUAUUCAAGAAAUCCAUCAUUCGCCUCACCCAUUUCGUUCGUGCAGGCGACGACUCUGCGACGACCGUUCCUGCGAUGAAAGCCGCAUUCAUCCGGUGUAUGGGCUUCAUCUGCUCAUGGACGCAGAACACGGUUGACUUUAUGAUUGCAAUUCUAAUCGACGAAGAUCUCCCUAUCACCGACAGCAACAUAACAGCCAUGAUGUGGCAAAUCAAACGACGUCGCGACAAGGGGGCAAUCAAUACAUACGAUAUUCGACAAGAUAAAAUCAACUUUUUCCCGAAGGAUCCGCAGGACGAGACGCCAUACAUAACGAUUGUGGCUGAGCUAGGUGUACAACCCCCCAGGCCCCGUCAUCUCAGAACAGCAGUGAAAGUUACCGAGCGUGCACGACUCCUUGUCGCUAAGGGGCAGCAACCAGCUGAACGACCUGCUCCACCGUCCAAACAGAAGCCACUCGCGACUCCUUCUCACAUGCGUGUUAUUUCGCAGGGUACUACAAAGCAUCCUAGAGAUAAACAUCCGAAGUAUAGUGUCUUUGUGUACGGCUGCUCGCCGACGAUCUACAAAGUAAUCAGUGAAGAGGAAAGGAACAGGUUUCACAAACUCCUUGCGCUGAAGGAUUUUCUCGACGAACACCCCCGACAGCACAUAGAGAGCUUGAAGGCAGUACGCAAAUUAAAACCCGUCUGGUAUUUGGGAAUCGAAUUUUAUCACUGGUUGCUCGACCCGUUUCUGCAGAAUCGUAGAAUCCCAGAAAGCGAGGACAACAAGCAAAGCAGGGAAGACGAGUACAACGAGCAAAGCAAGGAAGACGAGUACACCACGCAGCCUUGCUUUGCGGUAGGUACGGCGGCGGACUAUGCUAUAGAGCAUUUCGAGGAUCAAGAUUUCGACGAAAUCCCAUCUAGUAUUCCUGAGGAAACGGAGCUAGCUGAAGGUAGUACGGAUGUUUUUGGUCCGGUUGAACCCCCGCAUGCAAGGGCCCCUUAAUCCACACAAUGCCCAGGUCGAUCGCGCAUUUAGACAGAAGAGAUAUCCCAUAGUCAUGAUAUCCAUGCUCAUGUAAAAGGAAUAGAUACAAGAAUAGGAGUCGUGUCUCGAAGGAAGACACUUGCUUAUGCCUAGUUGUUCUGCGUUACGCGCUGACAGCGCACCGUAGCAAAUUCUACAGAAUACCACCACCUUCCUCUAGGACGCAACGAAUAUUAAGAGCAUAGAUGAGAACGAUUAUACAUGACCAUAAAUAUACAUUUCCAAAUACACUAUUGUGACAAAG
Molecule: messenger RNA, 3559 nt
Organism: Somion occarium
Lineage: Eukaryota; Fungi; Basidiomycota; Agaricomycetes; Polyporales; Cerrenaceae
Source: the annotation of a GenBank genome assembly